Messenger RNA from Cordyceps militaris CM01, 933 nucleotides. RefSeq names its product SNARE complex subunit (Syn8). Gene Ontology annotation, cellular component: SNARE complex; endomembrane system. Gene Ontology annotation, biological process: vesicle fusion; intracellular protein transport. The record is from RefSeq and is a predicted model, not a curated record. Gene Ontology annotation, molecular function: SNAP receptor activity; SNARE binding. Lineage: Eukaryota; Fungi; Ascomycota; Sordariomycetes; Hypocreales; Cordycipitaceae. The transcript is spliced from 4 exons. The coding region runs from base 1 to 933 and encodes 310 amino acids.
AUGUGGGAAGACUGGGCAAUACUUAUUACCUCCAGGGAGCGGGUGUGGGGUCUGCCUGAUGCCACAGCAUCUUCCGCUGGAACACGCAUCGGCAUCCCCGUGUUCCCGUCUUCACACCCCCGCGGGCAGACUUGCAAGAUGAGCAGCGCCAAACAGCUGUACCUUCUGGCCGAUCACAUCAAGCUGUCCCUGCUAGAGCGGCAGCGGGCCCAAAGUCUAGGCUUGGACAAUGAUAGUCAGGAUGGACACUUGUCGCGGUCGCUUGAACACUUCAAAACUGGACUAGUUUCACUAGAGACGGAGAAAGAGAAGCUACAGAGCAACGGCGAUGAAAGCGUGGUAUCAGCCCUGAGCGACUCUAUCCUAGCUCUGCGAGAGCAAUGUGAGAAUCUAACCUCGCAAUUCCACGGGUUUGUAUCGCCAGCAACCAUUGAGACUGUCACGCACCCCAACUCCGAAGCGCUGACGGACGACUUCGAACAUGCGACAUCUACACCAUCCGCCUACCGCAAAUCGAAGUCCGUGAGAUUCAGUGACACGCCUCCAUCACCCUCAGAGGAGUUGUUUGGACGCUAUCGGGAUAAUCCCAUUGACGAUUCUGCCGCAUUCCGCGACCAGGCCGAUGAGAUGUCGAACCAACAAAUCCACGACUACCACUCCCAGAUCAUGGAAGAACAAGACCAACAACUCGAUCGCCUCGGAGUAUCGAUCGGUCGUCAAAGAGAACUUAGUAUGCAAAUUGGGGAUGAACUUGACAGCCACGUUGCCAUGCUAGAUGAGGUAGACGGAGUUGUUGAUCGCCACCAGAGCCGUCUCGACAGAGGGCAGAGAAUGCUCGGCAAGGUCGCAAGAGGCGCGAGCGAGAAUAAGCAAAUGACGGCCAUUGUUUUUCUUAUAAUAAUUCUCGUUCUUCUGAUUGCCAUUUUGAAAUAG